Molecule: messenger RNA, 2040 nt
Organism: Rhododendron vialii
Lineage: Eukaryota; Viridiplantae; Streptophyta; Magnoliopsida; Ericales; Ericaceae
Product: small ribosomal subunit protein mS80 (rPPR6)
Exons: 1
Coding region: 1-1818 (605 amino acids)
Molecular function (GO): protein binding
Source: RefSeq, a predicted model, not a curated record
AUGUGGAGAUCAGUAGUUACAAGAAGAGCUCGUCUCAACAUUCAUCCUGGAGGACCCAAGGUGCAUUCUGUCCAAAACCCACUUCCUUCCCCUCCUCAGGUACCUCACAAUCAAACUCUCUUCUCUACACACUUGUUCUCCCCUAAGAAAAAAAUCCCAUUUCUCCAAAACCCUAGAUUUUUCUCUCAAGAUUCACGUGACCCUCUUAUUGAUGACCUUAUUGGACCCCAAAUUGGGUCACCCUUUUCCCAGUCAGAUGAAAACUUCGAUGGGUUGAUUCAUGAGGAAGACAGUAUAUUUGAGGAAAACCCGGUUUCUGUUAGAUCAGAAUUAGAUAGUGAAUUUUUCUCAUCAUUGGCUUUUGACGAAAAUACCCCAGGUAAUCCAAUGAUUGAGAGUUUUGAUGAUAAUUUAGUUGAUAAUAAGUUAGUUGAGAAAGAUGAGAUUCCUGAGGUUGAUUUUGAGAAGUUAGAGAGUGUGUUGUCUUUGCUUCAGAGUAGUAGUGGUAAAAGUGCAGCCGGAUCGUUGGAAUCGAGCCUUAAUGAGAUGGAUUUGACGGUAAACGAAGAGUUUGUUGUAAGGGUAGUUGAAACACCACUUGUUCCGGGUGAGAAUUUGAUUGCGUUCUUCAAAUGGGCCUCGAAGAAGCCAAAGUUUUUGGUUAGCACGAGGAGUGCGCGCGCUCUUGUUCGGGCAAUUUCUGGCGUUCUUAGGAAGAAAGAUGCCUAUGCUUUGUGGGAUUUGAUUAACGAGAUUGGGGAGAAGGAGAACGGUGUUUUGAAUGCGGAGAUUCUCAAUGAGUUGAUAUCUCUUUUUUCAAAGUUGGGUAAAGCCAAGGCGGGAUUUGAUGUGUUUAACAAGUUUGGGGAUUUUGGGUGUGUUGCGGAUGCUGAGACAUAUUACUUCACUAUUGAAGCUCUUUGUAGGCGCUCCUUCUUUGAUUGGGCUUGUUCCGUUUGUGACAAUAUGAAAAGUGCUGGUGAAUUGCCUGAAAGCAAGAAAGUUGGGAAAAUCAUAUCGUUUCUGUGCAAAGGUUCCAAGGCUGAAAAUGCUCAUUCGGUUUAUUUAUUGGCAAAGGAGAAGGAUAGAUACCCACCUCUAUCUUCUGUUAACUUUUUGAUCAUCUCCCUGUGUCAAGGGGAUGAAACUGUUCGCUUAGCUUUGGACAUGUUGGAGGACUUCUGUGGAGAAGAGAGAAAAUACUCAAUUAAGCCAUUUUCAUCUGUCAUAGGCGGAUUGUGUAGAAUCAAAGAUGUUGACGGAGCAAAAAAUUUGCUGUUUAAGAUGAUUGAUUCGGGUCCACCUCCUGGAAAUGCUGUCUUCAAUUCUAUAAUCAAUGGCUUUUCCAAAACUGGAGAUAUGGAAGAGGCUAGAAAAAUGAUGACAUUGAUGGAGACUAGGGGUCUAAAACCCGAUGUAUACACUUACAGUGUCAUUAUGAGUGGUUAUGCAAAGGGUGGAGAGAUGGAUGAGGCUUGUAAAGUUUUGGCUGAAGCCAAAACGCAGCAUUCCAAGUUGAGUCCUGUGACUUAUCACACACUUAUCCGUGGAUACUGCAAGCUUGAAGAAUAUGACAAGGCACUGGAGUUAUUAAGGGAGAUGAAGGAGUAUGGGGUUCAGCCUAAUGCUGAUGAGUAUAAUAAGAUGAUCCAAUCUCUUUGCCUGAAGGCUUUAGAUUGGGAAAAAGCGGAGAAACUGUUGGAGGAGAUGAAAGAAAGUGGGUUGCAUCUCAAUGCGAUCACGAAGAGUCUUGUAAGAGCUGUUAAAGAGAUGGAAGAGGAAGAAGUUGGGAGUGGAGAAGUAGUUGAAGCGGCGUAACUAAUGAUCAGCUUGCCUAGGUGCUUGUGAUAUGCAAUAUGAAUUCCCAUUCCCAUUCCUUUUUCUUGUUUCUUUUUGGGUGUGGUUGUCAUUCAUGAGAUAGAGAAAAGCAGAAUCCAUUAUAGGUUUGAAAUCUUUCAUUGUAGGCUUCUCACAUCUGUUGAAAUUGAGAAGAAAAAAGUUUUGUUGUUCGAAUCCAUUAGAAAAAGCUUUUCGCCGGUC